AUGGCCGAGAGAAAGAGGAACUGGAAUAAAGAAGAUGACCUGCCCGUGUACCUAGCUAGGCCGGGUACGACAGCCCAGACACCGCGGCAGAAAUACGGGGGGAUGUUCGCCUCGGUGGAAGGGGCCUACGAGAACAAAACCAUCGAUUUCGACGCUUACAGCGUAGGGAAAAAGGGGUCCCGGACCCCUCGGAGCGGCAGCCGGCACGACAUGCUGGACGGAGGGGACAAUUACAGCGAGACGGCCAGCGACAUCAGCGAGGUCUCCGGUUCCGUCAUCAGCUCCCCGGGAGAUCGGGAGGACAAGACCCCGGGCGUGGAGAUCCGAUACCCGAUGGGGAAAGAGCUGCUGCAGGGCCAGGACAAUGGGCAGAGUGACCGACUGCUCAUUAAAGGUGGAAGAGUUAUCAAUGAUGACCACUCCUUCUAUGCAGACAUUUACCUGGAAGAUGGACUUAUCAAACAAAUAGGAGAGAACCUGAUUGUUCCUGGAGGAGUCAAGACCAUAGAGGCCAAUGGGCGCAUGGUUAUUCGGGGAAUAGAUGUCAACACUUACCUCCAAAAACCCUGCCAAGGGAUGACAGCUGUGGAUGACUUCUAUCAGGGCACCAAGGCAGCUCUAGCAGGGGGCACCACCAUGAUCAUUGACCACGUUUUUCCAGAGCCUGGAUCCAGUUUAUUGACAGCCUUUGAGAAGUGGCACGAGGCAGCUGACACCAAAUCCUGCUGUGAUUACUCUCUCCAUGUGGACAUCACCAGCUGGUAUGAUGGGAUUCGAGAAGAGCUGGAAGUCCUGGUGCAAGACAAAGGUGUGAACUCUUUCCAAGUCUACAUGGCCUACAAAGACCUCUACCAAAUGUCUGACUCCCAGCUUUAUGAAGCCUUUACCUUCCUAAAAAGUCUUGGGGCUGUUAUCCUGGUCCAUGCUGAAAAUGGAGACUUGAUAGCUCAGGAACAAAAACGUAUCCUGGAAAUGGGAAUCACUGGACCUGAGGGACAUGCCCUGAGCAGGCCUGAGGAGCUUGAAGCAGAAGCAGUUUUCCGUGCCAUCACCAUUGCCAGCCGAAUAAACUGCCCCGUGUACAUCACCAAGGUGAUGAGCAAGAGUGCAGCUGAUAUCAUUGCACUGGCCAGAAAGAGAGGUCCCCUGGUCUUUGGAGAACCAAUCACUGCCAGCUUGGGGACAGAUGGGACACAUUACUGGAGCAAAAACUGGGCCAAGGCUGCAGCUUUUGUGACCUCGCCACCUCUCAGCCCUGAUCCUACCACUCCAGAUCACUUGAAUUCACUCUUAGCAUGUGGGGACCUGCAGGUGACGGGGAGUGGACAUUGCCCCUACAGCACUGCCCAGAAAGCCCUUGGGAAGGACAACUUCACCCUGAUCCCUGAAGGGGUCAAUGGGAUUGAGGAAAGAAUGACUGUUGUCUGGGACAAGGCUGUAGCCACAGGGAAGAUGGAUGAGAGCCAGUUUGUAGCUGUCACCAGUACCAAUGCUGCCAAAAUCUUUAACCUGUACCCAAGGAAGGGCCGGAUUGCUGUGGGAUCAGAUGCUGAUGUGGUGAUUUGGGACCCUGAUAAGGUGAAGACCAUAACAGCCAAAAGCCAUAAAUCGGCUGUGGAGUACAACAUCUUCGAAGGGAUGGAGUGCCACGGAGCCCCUCUGGUGGUCAUCAGCCAAGGGAAGAUUGUCUUUGAGGAUGGGAACCUGCACGUCAACAAGGGCAUGGGGCGCUUCAUCCCCCGCAAGCCCUUCCCCGAGUACCUGUACCAGCGCGUCAAGAUCAGGAAUAAGGUGGGAGGACUGCAAGGGGUCUCCAGAGGAAUGUAUGAUGGGCCUGUCUAUGAAAUCCCAGCCACGCCAAAAUAUGCAACUCCUGCACCCUCAACUAAAUCCUCCCCUGCCAAAAACCAGCCCCCACCAAUCAGAAACCUCCACCAGUCCAAUUUUAGCUUAUCAGGAGCUCAGGUAGAUGACAAUAACCCACGCCGUACCGGGCACCGCAUCGUGGCCCCUCCUGGUGGCCGCUCCAAUAUUACCAGCCUGGGCUGAAAAAAAGGAUGAUGGACAGAAAAAGAAAAGGAAGAAGGAUCCUGGGAAUCACUUCCCUUCUCUUAUCUGUGUUAUGGAACCCACAGUUUUUAUUUGGUACUAA
Molecule: messenger RNA, 2152 nt
Organism: Calypte anna (Anna's hummingbird)
Lineage: Eukaryota; Metazoa; Chordata; Aves; Apodiformes; Trochilidae
Gene: CRMP1
Product: collapsin response mediator protein 1
Cellular component (GO): cytoplasm; cytosol
Molecular function (GO): hydrolase activity, acting on carbon-nitrogen (but not peptide) bonds, in cyclic amides
Source: RefSeq, a predicted model, not a curated record